AUGAAUGGUUCACCAUCGAUGGACAGCGGCCACACGAACGGCCAAUCCGAUCAUCAAUCAUUUCUAGGACAUCUUGAAAAUCAACUGGAUGGCUUUCGCAAAUCGGACGCUCAACGUGAUGCUCUAGUUCAAGUGGGACAAGCUUUGUGUUUUUCCACAACCACAACCCAGGCUAAUUCCAUGACAGGAAGUUAUCCACAAACUACGAGAAUGAACUCGCUUCUCGGCGAAUGUGGCAAGCCCAAGCUCGUAACCUUGAACGCUCGCUCCAAACAACAAAUAUGGGUCUUGUAUGUUCAGAACUAUCUCUGCCAGAAGAUUGUAGCUGACAAUGGGCAGGAGGCAAGUGGAUUCGUAUUAGCCUUGAUCGACGGAGACGGUGCAAUUUUCCACGAUUACCUUUACAAGGCCGGCAGUGAUGGCGGUGCUGAUGCUGCUCAAGAAUUGCACGAUCAAAUCCGAGCCCAUGUUGCAGAAUGCUAUCCAGAUCGCAACACCUCUGGGUACGACAUCAUGGUUCAGAUAUUCUACAAUAUGGAAGGUCUCAGUCAUAAGCUCAAGAGUCUGGGUAUAUUCAAGAACCCUAAUGAGAUGGCCCCUUUCGCCAGAGCUUUCUCGCUUAACAAAUCCUUAUUUAGCUUCAUCGACGUUGGCAGUGGUAAGGAAAGGGCAGACCACAAAGUCCGAGAAACUCUGCGGCUCUUCCUACCCAACAUGCAGUGUAAGCAUGUGAUCUUUGGAGGAUGCCAUGACAACGGAUAUCUUCCUACCCUCGAUCCCUACAAGCGCGACCAGAACACUGCCCCUCGCAUCAGUUUGUUAGAGACACUACCCAUCCAACCUGGCUUCACACAGCUCGGAUUCAAGGUUGUGCAGUUCCCGACGGUCUUUAGAUCAGAGCCUUUGCCGGACAAGUCAGCUAUACCCGCCUUCUUCUCUCCAGUGGUCCAAAACACAGCAGCCACUCAGUCUACUUCCGCUUUAUCUAGUCGAAGUAACUCAUUCGCAACCGGUGGCGCAUCGGUCAACACGGCUCCAACCCCCGUACAGGCCGUCACAUCUAAUGCUGUCCAAGCCGCUACUUCCAAUCCAUCCGGUGAUAGCUCGUGGGCGACUGUGGGCAAGAACGCUCCCAAAACCAUCAACAUCGCAGCCAAGAAGGCGCCAGCUCGCAAGUUCAUCCUUCUGAACGCCUAUGAUGAGCGACUUGAUUCUAUACUACCAAAGGCCGACCAAGCAGCUACAACUCGCUUCACUGAGCGCGUACGCACUAAGAAAGUCUGUAACAAUUACCACCUCAAUGGCAAGUGCAAAGCCGGCAAGUACUGUGAUUAUGACCACGGUGAGCGCUUGAGUCCUGGCGAGCAACUGGUGCUCAAGCACCGCGCUCGUACGAGAAGCUGUCCGGACCGCGGCGAUUGUAGAGACUUCGACUGCACUGAUGGCCACGUUUGUCCUUAUGGAAAGGACUGUUAUAAUGAUAAUUGUUGGUUCCAGGAAGUACACGAUGUCGACACUAAAGUUGUAUCCAGGAUAUUUGAAAGUGGAGAACAGGAGUGGAACAUGAAGUAA
Molecule: messenger RNA, 1572 nt
Organism: Aureobasidium subglaciale EXF-2481
Lineage: Eukaryota; Fungi; Ascomycota; Dothideomycetes; Dothideales; Saccotheciaceae
Exons: 5
Coding region: 1-1572 (523 amino acids)
Molecular function (GO): metal ion binding
Source: RefSeq, a predicted model, not a curated record